This is a messenger RNA of Notechis scutatus (mainland tiger snake), 2629 nucleotides long. The record is from RefSeq and is a predicted model, not a curated record. Lineage: Eukaryota; Metazoa; Chordata; Lepidosauria; Squamata; Elapidae.
ACCUGCUCCUUGACGCCCGCCGGUUCGGACGCGUGGCGCAUGCGCACUGAGAAGCUAAGGUGAUGCUCUGUGGCCGGCGUCCGUGUUCCAGCUGGGGAAACGCUGACUGGAUUCGCGGGAGGUGGUCAGAAUGCAACGUCAGUGGGAUUUGUUAUGUCUAAGUCUCUUACUAUUAAGUUCAGUAAGUGCAGAAUCUGAAGAUCCAGAAGUUGAAGUAGAAAAUUUUGACCAAAGUUCAGAAGACACUAAUACUGAGACAGGCAGAUCUUCUAUGGAGGUUGUAUACAAAACACCAGAGCCUAUAGGAGAAGUAUACUUUACUGAAACCUUUGAUGACGCAAUAUUGUCCGGUUGGAUUUUAUCUCAGACCAAAAAGGAGGACACAGAUGAAAACAUUGCAAAGUAUGAUGGAAGAUGGGAAAUAGAACCAUUAAAAGAAAACAUGGUGCCUGGUGACAGAGGAUUGGUACUAAAAUCAGUAGCAAAACAUCAUGCAAUAUCAACGAUGUUAACAAAGCCAUUUAUUUUUGAUAGCACACCACUAAUUGUUCAAUAUGAAGUGAACUUUCAGGAUGGCAUUGAUUGUGGUGGUGCAUAUGUUAAACUUCUAUCCAAAAGUGACGAUUUGGAUCUGGAAUAUUUCUAUGAUAAAACAUCAUACACAAUUAUGUUUGGGCCAGAUAAAUGUGGAGAAGACUAUAAACUACACUUUAUCUUCAGACAUAAACAUCCUAAGACUGGAGAUUAUGAGGAAAAGCACGCCAAGCGACCUGAUGUAGAUCUGAAAAAAAUUUAUACUGACAGGAAGACCCAUCUAUAUACCCUUGUGCUGAAACCUGAUAAUACUUUUGAAGUAUUAAUUGACCAAGCAGUUGUCAGCAAGGGAAAUCUCCUAGAAGACAUGAUUCCACCUGUAAAUCCACCAAAAGAGAUAGAAGAUCCUAAUGAUAAGAAGCCUGAAGACUGGGAUGAGAGAGCUAAAAUACCUGAUCCUGAUGCUGUAAAGCCAGAUGACUGGAAUGAAGAUGAGCCUCCAAAAAUAGAAGAUCCUGAUGCAGUUAAACCUGAAGGAUGGCUUGAUAAUGAACCUGAAUACAUUCCAGAUCCAAAUGCAGAAAAACCAGAAGAUUGGGAUGAAGAAAUGGAUGGGGUGUGGGAAGCUCCACAGAUUCCUAAUCCAAAAUGUGAAGCUGCACCUGGUUGUGGGGUAUGGGUACGCCCCAUGAUGAACAAUCCAAACUAUAAAGGAAAAUGGAAACCACCAAUGAUAGAAAAUCCUAACUAUCAGGGUAUAUGGAGUCCUCAGAAAAUUCCUAAUCCUGAUUAUUUUGAAGACGCUCAUCCUUUUCAGAUGACUACUGUUGAUGCUAUGGGUUUAGAACUCUGGUCUAUGACAUCAAAUAUUUACUUUGAUAACUUCAUAAUCUGUUCAGACAAGGAAGUUGCUGAUCGAUGGGCAGCAGAUGGCUGGGGCUUUAAAAAAUUGAUUGCAAGUGCCAAUGAACCUGGUAUGUUUAGCCAGUUGGUGACUGCUGCAGAAGAACGCCCAUGGCUUUGGAUUAUUUAUAUCUUAACACUGGCACUACCAAUAGGAAUGGGCAUAUUGUUCUGCUGGCCAUCCAAGAAAAUGGAUGACGAUAUAGACUACAAAAAAACUGAUUUAGCUAAGCCAAUUACAAAAGGAGAACUAGAACAAGAGAUAUCAGAAAAGGAUGAAAUUAAAAAAACAAAUGAAAAUAUUGAUGAGGGAGGUAAGAUGAAGAUGAUGAAGAAGAAAAUGAUACUGCUGAUAGAAGUCAAGAGGAGGAGGAUAAAUCUCAUUCAGAAGAGGAUGAGAUGAGAGAAGCAGAUGAAAGCACUGGGUCUGUCGAUGGACCUGCAAAAUCAGUACGUAAACGAAGAGUUCGAAAAGACUAACACACUUCCAUCUAGUAUUAUUUGUUUCUAGUUACAGAAUCCAGUCAUACUGUUUUAACACUGGCACAGGCAUGGAGAUUAUUAACUCUUAAACAAAGACUGAACUCAGUUUUGAUUUUAAAUCCUAUUUUCCAGACCCUCUUCAUCUUGUCAGGUUUUUCAUUUUCUUUUUGAAGAAACAUUCCUACUUGUUGAGUUAUUGGGUUCUUUACUUCACAGAAGAUUUUUUUAAAAUGGUGAUAGGCCUGAUUUACUAUAAAUAUUCUUUGAAGUUAUUUAAUAUUGUUUGGAAACUCUUACAUCAAUUUUUGUUCCUAGCUCUAGAGAGGAUAUAUUAUUUUUAAGAUUUAGAAGUUAAAAAUUUCAAAGAUGAUAAAAUCACUUUGAUAUUUUGAGCUGAAUGCAAUAACUGUGUUUGGCUGUUAAUUACAUUUUUGAAAACUGUAAUAUUUACUUACAUUUUGUUGUAAUGUGUGUUUAAUGCUUGUUAUAGUUGCUACUGCUUUUUGUCCUACAAGGCACUUCAUUGUUAUUAAUUUUAAACUAUAACAUGUUUUACAUUUAAAUGGAAAAACAUUAACCGUAUUUAUGUAACUGGUGUACAUGAAAUUUUUCAUGCUUUUAUAGUUUUAUGUUUCAAGCCAGAUUGGCAAAAUCCAUGUACAAUUUACUUCCUAAAUUAUAUUGAUUCCUAAAUAAAAAUCUUUAAUAU